Messenger RNA from Protopterus annectens (West African lungfish), 7492 nucleotides. RefSeq names its product adenosine deaminase RNA specific B1 (gene ADARB1). Gene Ontology annotation, biological process: adenosine to inosine editing; RNA processing. Gene Ontology annotation, molecular function: double-stranded RNA binding; tRNA-specific adenosine deaminase activity; double-stranded RNA adenosine deaminase activity. The transcript is spliced from 12 exons. The coding region runs from base 187 to 2451 and encodes 754 amino acids. The record is from RefSeq and is a predicted model, not a curated record. Gene Ontology annotation, cellular component: cytoplasm; nucleolus. NCBI's taxonomy places the organism in Eukaryota, Metazoa, Chordata, Ceratodontiformes, Protopteridae.
UGUACGCUGUUAGGGUGGCGCGCAAUUCUUACUGCGUGUCCGGACAGCGGCAGUGGUGCUGAUAGCUUUCUAUAUUCUCCUACUUAACAGACUGACUGACAGCUAUUUAAUACCUCGAAACGAAUACUGAAGAGCAGCCAGCAGUGCAUCAUUGACUGUUGUGACCAGCCUCCUGCAUUAACUCUCAUGGCGGAACGACGGCGACAUCAGCGGCAGGAGCAAACCAAGAAGCCUAAGCCGGUAGAAGAUCGCUUUAGCCAAGAGUUGCGUUCAGAGAAGAAAGAAGGUGCAAACAUGAAGACUACAACUGAAGACAGAAGCUUACAUCCAUCUAGAAACCAACAGAAGAAUCUUGCAAUGGAUACCGAUGAUGACGAGAACAUGAGUUCAAGCAGCACUGACAUUAAAGAAAACCGCAACAUGGACAACGUCUCCACAAAAGAUGGUGUACAGAUUCCAGGUGAGGUGCCACAGCUUUCUAAUGGCGGAGGCAGUAGCAGCAGGAAGCGCCCCCUAGAGGAGGGCAGCAAUGGUCACUCCAAGUUCCGAGCAAAGAGGAGGAAGAAAGGUCCAGGCCCUAUUCUGCCAAAGAAUGCACUAAUGCAGCUGAAUGAGAUCAAAUCCGGCUUGCAGUACAAGUUACAAUCCCAGUCUGGACCAGUACAUUCUCCUGUUUUCAUUAUGACAGUUGAAGUGAAUGGACAAGUAUUUGAAGGCUCUGGGCCAACUAAAAAGAAGGCAAAACUCCAUGCUGCUGAAAAGGCCUUGAGGUCAUUUGUUCAAUUCCCCAAUGCUUCUGAAGCCCAUUUAGCUAUGGGAAGAACACUAUCUGUCAAUGCAGACUUCACUUCUGACCAAGCUGACUUUCCUGAGACUCUCUUCAAUGGAUUUGAAGUUCCAGCACAGUCUGACAACUCCUUUUUCUUGGGGUCUAAUGGAAACGAUUCUUUCAACUCUUCUGGAGACUAUAAUAUGAUGCCAGUCAGUGGCAGUGGUGGCCUUAUUCAGUCACCACUGUCUGUAACAUCGCAGUGCUCCUCAGUUGGUAAGAAUCCCGUAAUGAUCCUGAAUGAACUGCGCCCAGGUCUGAAGUAUGAAUUUGUCUCUGAAAGUGGAGAGAGUCAUGCCAAGAACUUUGUGAUGUCAGUAAAUGUGGAUGGAAAGCCAUUUGAGGGAUCAGGUCGCAACAAGAAGUUAGCAAAGGCUCGUGCUGCCCAGUCAGCUCUCUCAAAUCUGUUUAAUAUGCAGCUGGACCAGACGCCAUCACGCCAACCAAUUCCCAGUGAAGGAAUACAGCUACAUUUACCUCAGGUCCUUGCUGACUCAGUGGCUCGACUGGUGAUUGAUAAGUUUGGUGAUCUAACAGAUAAUUUCACAUCGCCACAUGCUCGCCGGAAAGUCCUUGCAGGCAUUGUCAUGACAACAGGAACUGAUUUGAAAGAUGCACAAGUGAUUUGCGUUUCUACAGGAACAAAGUGCAUUAAUGGAGAAUACAUGAGUGACCGGGGUCUUGCCCUUAAUGACUGUCAUGCAGAAAUUAUUGCUCGUAGGUCACUCCUUCGAUAUCUGUAUACUCAACUUGAACUAUUUCUCAGUAAUGAUGAAGAUCAGCAAAAAUCUAUCUUUAUUCGGUGUGAAAAGGGUGGAUUUGGACUGAAGGAUAACGUGCAGUUUCAUCUAUACAUCAGCACAUCUCCCUGUGGGGAUGCAAGGAUCUUCUCCCCUCAUGAAGCAGGAAUGGAAGAUCAAGGGGACAGACACCCAAACCGCAGAGCACGUGGGCAGUUGCGCACAAAGAUAGAGUCUGGAGAAGGAACCAUCCCCGUGAGAGCUACCAGCACCAUUCAGACAUGGGAUGGUGUACUACAAGGAGAGAGACUACUCACCAUGUCUUGUAGUGACAAAAUCUCAAGGUGGAAUGUGCUGGGUAUGCAGGGAGCCUUGAUGAACCAUCUUGUGGACGCUGUUUACUUUUCUAGCAUUAUCUUGGGCAGCCUGUACCAUGCAGAUCACCUGUCAAGGGCCGUGUACCAGCGAAUAGCAGAAAUUGAAGGAUUGCCAUCAUCAUACCGACUCAAUAAACCCCUUCUUAGUGGGAUAAGUAACACAGAGGCUCGUCAGCCUGGCAAAGCACCCAAUUUUAGCGUGAACUGGACGGUUGGAGAUUCUGCUCUUGAAAUUGUCAAUGCUACCACAGGCAAGGAUGAAAUGGGUCGCCCAUCUAGGCUAUGCAAGCAUACCCUCUAUAACCGUUGGUUACGCCUCUACACAAAGUUUUCAUCCAGUCUACGCACCAAGAUAACAAAACCCAGCUCAUACCAUGAAGCAAAACAGACUGCCACAGAAUACCAGUCUGCCAAACAGUGUCUGUUCAGAGAAUUCCAAAAGGCGGGGUUAGGUGCCUGGGUGGAAAAACCGAUCGAGCAGGAUCAGUUCUCUCUGUCCACUUGAAAAUAAUGCAGUCUUUACCACAUGUCAAAGGAAUGCUGAAUUCCAUCAUCACUUUAGCAUCUGUUCUGGCUUUUCCUCACAAUCUGAUAGAACCGAAAGCUGCAAAAACUACUUUGUCUGUUACUCUAGUCAUUAUAUAGGUCACAGCAUUGACUACAAGGAAGUAAUGUUUUAUUUCUAACAACUGUUUAUUUUUUAUUUAGUGGAUGACUCUGUUUAACACUGUACUGCAAAAAUUAAUACUAAGAUCUGGCAAUGUGCACUGUCGUUCACAUUAUGCUGCAGUCUUCCAUAGCUGAGUUCACAUCACUGCAGCUAUUUAAAAAAUCUGUAAUUUAAAAUGUAUGUAUUUGUAGUUAAAAUGGCACCAAGAAGCGGACCCAAAACACAGCACUACUGAGUUGACACACAGAGUUGACACAGUCUCAUCUUUUGAGAUGUAAAGCAGUAUUAAAAUCUUCAGUUAUUAAUUAAAGAAAAAUUACCAACAAUUAUUUGGGGGUCUGUUUACACAUUCCUUGCUAAUCUUGGAAGAUCAGUGUGGGUACUGGCUUGGUCAUAAACUGUCGUAUCUGUGUACUUUUGGAUUAAUAGCUCCAUCCUACACUAGGAUAUUGAAGUGAAACUUGAAGCCAGAACAGAUGCUGUUUAUGAUGUUCCACUGCCUGGACUCUUGAAACCAGCUGCUGAAGAUCCAGUGCACAUCAGGUGUAAUUAUUCUUCAUGUUUUUAACACAGGCUCUUAUGUGUAUAUUGCCUUCUGUUUUUCCAUACUCAUAUCUGUGAGAAUCUGUAUUUUUUUACCAUGGUAAACUGGAACUAAAGGUUUUAGUAUUUGUAAAAAUGAUACUUUUUAGAAGUUUCUGUAAAAACAGAAAAUUGGAGUUUAACAAGAUGUAACUAGAGUUCCUUUUAAGAUUAGUUUUACUUUUCUGAAUUUUACAUUGUUAAAGAAAUAAUUGAUGCAGUGUAUUUUAUUUAAUUGUAAAAGAGGGAAAUAUAAAAAGCUGAGUAGACCUAGUAGUGAAAUUUGAAAGAAUGACAGUAUUGUGAAUAUCCUUAUAGUAAGUAACUGAUCCUUGCUAAUUCCAGAAAAGCAAGGAAAAAUGAAGGUAGACUUUUCAUCCUAGGAGUAUCUGUGUAUACUUGGCUAUAUGACUCUUCUGCUUGUUGAGAUCUGCUGCCCUGGAAGGACAUGAGCUAAGAAUGCUAUUAAAUUAUCCGGUUGCACUAGGACUGUCUUGCAUAAAGGAGAUUAUGAGUUGAUAAUCUGCAAGUUGCUUUCAUUAUUCAGUGUCUGACUUUUCUGAAGUAAUUGUUUUUUUUAAUUCUGUGCAGUGCUGUUAAAGGAAAACUGUACACAAACUGUUUUUUAAUCUUUAUAUUCUGUGCAGUACUAACCCCCCAUCCUCCAAGUGUUAGUAGGUACUACUGUUGUAUUAUAGUUUUUUAUUUACCACAAACUGGCCUGGUGGGGACUCGCACUCUAGUGCGAUUUUGUUUAGGUUAGCUCUCUUUCUGCUACAGUGUGUUGUGUUUGCAUGGUAUAACAUAGCCUCCAUGCAAUAAGUCAGUUGGUUUGCUUCUAUAUUUGCUUAUAAUGACAGUACUGUGAGUCAUUGGCUUCUUAGACUGUAUAUAAGAAUAGAGUCAUUCUUUAAUUUUUAUUCACUUGCUCUCAAUGUUAAGCUUCUAAAAGGCUUUUACCUUUUUUUUCUUUUCACAUAAAAUAGCAAACGUGCAUGCCACUACCCCCACAUUGUCUUAAUUAGUUGCCAGGUGCAGCAGUUUUCUUCAAUCAUAUGAGAUUGACAGUUGACACUUCAUAAACGUAGCAACCAAAAUUCCAGCAGCCUUUAGUGGUGUUCCGUAUUGUCCUUCAUUUUAUGUUAACAUAGCUAACAGGAACACUCGCCAGCAGAAACGGAGUUUGUACCAAUUAGUUUAUGUAGUGUCGCCGCCUAAAUGAUCCCUGCUCUUCAAAUAGCAGUUUGUCUAACAAAUUAGCUCUCUGGAAACAGGGUUUCAUUUUGUGUGCUUUAUAGCACUUUGCUGACUUCAAGAUACACAUGAUCAUCCUUUUCUCAUUCUAGCUAAGACGGAUUCUUUUUAGAAACAGAAUAAACGAAAAGAAAGAAAAAACUGUGGUACCUUUAUAAUCUCUGAUAAUACUAUACAGUAGUCAUUUUUCAUCCUAGGGUAGUAUCUUUCUUUAAUAAUCUUAUUCCGGUAAUGCCUUGUGCAAUGCUAUAACAACUGAGCUUCAGCUAGCCAAUGUUGGUCUACUCUUAGCCUAUUUUUUCCUUAAGUCAGAUGUCCUGAUCAUCACAUCUGAAGAUGUCAGUCACUGAACAAAAAUACUUAGCAUGUACCUUUGCAUUGGCUUUAAUAAAGUAAGAUGCGUUUAGUUUGAAACUAGAAUGCUAUGCUUUAUUUUUUACUAUUUUCAUCUUGAAUCUAGAUAGGUUUGUGUUAAACAGCAAAACAGUCCUUGUCAGAUUUUUAUUUUUUUGUUUUACUUUUUAAAGUUUGAGACAUGCUCAUGUUCUGCUUAGUGCAGCCACUACUGGAAGAGAUUUUGUUUUAACCCUGUAAUUAAUAUUAAGCUUACCAGAUAUUUUUAAUCUGGUUAAAACUAGGUCCAUAGAGUAGCACUAUUUACUUCACAACUUCUGUAAAUACCUUCACAAAGCAUUGUUUAGAUGUCCAGUCUUGAAGGCAGGCAUUCCAGAGAUCUGAUCUGUCUGCCACACUACAUAAAAUAAUGACUGAUUUUGCCCAUUCCUUCCUGAAGUAAUAUAGUACAGUUGUGUGGUACUCUCUGUAAUGGUAGAUCUUCAUAAGAUAGACUCUUGCAGCAGUAAAUACCAUCUCACUGUCCUCCUUUCCAGAAUUCUUCCUUGACAUCUAAAAACCUUUAAAUACAAGUUUAACAUUCAGCUUUUUAUGCUGUUAAGAAAAUGAGAUUUUGCAAAUGAUUUAUGACCAGUUCAUCACUCGAAGACUUUAAGAUGGCAUGAGAUAAUGCUUCUCAAAUCUAGAGCCUUCUGUAGUAAUAGACAUAUAUAUUGUCGGGACUCCCUGUCUUGUUUUAUCAACGUCCUCCCCUGCUCUCUCCAGCAGAUGUUUAUUUUUGUCCUCUUUGGCUUCUGCCGCCAUUUACAUAAUCCCACUAUCCUGAGGUUAGAAUUAGAUGAGGUGGAUGUGGUUAAUGGCAUUAGCAGCUGUCUCACUAAAUUCUGUUUGAAUGGGAUUUAUGCAUCAUAUUGGCUUUUGUUUUAAAAAAAAAAAAAAAAAAUGUCUUGCAUGGGGCAAAGUUAACCGUAGUUGACAUAUAGUGGGCUAUGGCUUCGGCAUCCCCCAAACAACUAAUGUAAGUACCUCCAAGGCUGCAAAACCUCAAGGCUAAAUUCUAAACAUUUUCACUGAAUGGAUAAAGCUGUUAACCUGUUUUGAUGAGACCUCUCAAGAGAAACUCACUCACUUGAAAAAUCUCAGUGGCCUGCUCUGUGGCCCCCUCACUUCCUCCAUAAAGUCUUAAAUUAGUAUAAUAGGGAAAGAGGAGGAGAACUAGUUCAGAGUAUGUGAAGGAUGCUAUUGUUGCAGUCUGGAAGUAUCCAGAGACCAACCUGUCUACUCCCAAGAAGUAGGAUACCUUCUGCAAUUGCCUAGCUGAAUGAGGAUCCUAGGGCAGAUUUCUAUAUGAUUUCUGCAGUCCAGCUUAGUUUUGAAAGACCACAGCACCUUUCUACCCUCCUACAUAAUAAGUAGUCUGAAGCUUUGAACUAGUUAAGCACAAGGGUGUUUUUAUCUUCUUUGUUAGGCUUUGGAUUCCUCACCUGUUUGACCAAGCUCUACUCCUCACUUGUGGAUCAGGCGGUGAAAAAACUUUGAGGUCUCAGUGAUCCUGGGGUCUAAAUUAAAGCAAGAAACUCACCUUGGCGUAUAUUGCUGGCUUCCAUCUGACUGACAUUCUCUAAUUUUCACUUUACAGAUGCUAAGGUUAGAGUAGCGGACUCUUGGAAAGGAUUGAAUGGCUCAUCUUGUUUCCGAGGAUGAGCUCUGAGAACCCACCCUGAAAGCUCUCUUUUUGGAUAGCACUGAUGCUUUCCUGUCACCUAUACUCUGCUGGCUGUAGAGCCUAUCCCAUCAUUUUUUACGGAUUCGUAUAGUAAUCCUCUAAAAAUCUGUGAACCUAUAACGUGAAGGUGUUGGCAGCAGUUACUGACAGAACUUACUGUGUUAGUGUUUCAUCACAUUCUGUAGUCCAGGACCACUCAUGGGUCUAGCACUUCUCACUGAAUACUGCAACCCUUUAAGUUGGUUAACAACCAUGUGUUACCGAAAUUUUAUCAUGUAAAACUCCAGCUUCACAGAGAAGAUGUGGAACACUACUGGCCAAACUAAACCAGCAGAGGACAGUUCCAUCCCUGUGAAUAAAAAGUAGCCAUCUGCAUCUUGAGCUUUUUCAUUGCAGGGAAGCCACAUUUGUCAUGCAUAUUAGAGAAACACACUUUUUUUUUUGCUUGUAAUCUUUCCAGAAGCAGAUGGGUAAAAAUACAGAAGAAAGAUGGUCUGCAUUUUACAGAUAUUUUUAUGUCUGAAACAUUGUUAAAGUUCUAAAACUGUUUAGCCAUGGUUUCUGGAAAAAAUAACAUUUUCAGGUAUCCUGAUAAGAUUAACAUAAUGUUAAAGUUUAGUUUAAAAUGUGUUAUUUUAAAGAAUGUUUUCCCUUUAAGAAGAAUGAGACUUGCAGUUUUUAAGUUUAUGUUGGCAUUUUGUGUUUUAGAGUUGAGCUGGCAGAUUUUAAUUUCUGGAUUUAUGUGGCUGUUUGCAUGAAUUUAUUCUGAAAAUGAACAUGUUUAAACAAAGUGAAUAUUUAAAAAAAAAAAAAAAAAAAAAAAAAAAAACUUUAUGGAUUGAAACAUUUUGCAUUGUUCCUGCAUUUCAUAUUGUAGAAUUGUGUAGAGCUACUGAUCAGAAAUUGUAUUUAAAAUUUCCUCACUGUAAACCACGAAUAAAAUGUAAGGAAUGAAAAAAA